AUGUGCAGUGCCCCCUACAAUACAACUAAUUAUCAUCCCAACAGCACUAUUGCUGUAGAUUCUUCCAAGAAUAAAGCUUACACUAUACGAGAAGCAAACCCAGCCGAUAUUAGUCAAAUAACCGAAAUUUACGCUCAUUAUGUCAACUUUGACCUAUGUACCUUUGAAGAAAUAGCACCGACUAUUGAUGAAAUGUUAAAGCGAUAUACCGACAUUACUGAACAAAAGUUACCAUACAUUGUAGCCACGACAGACAAUGAUAUGAUAUUAGGCUACGCUUACGCUGUGCCUCAUCGAACUCGAUCUGCUUAUCGUUUUACUGUUGAAGAUUCGAUUUAUGUUUCACCUUCGGCGUUGCGGUUGGGUAUUGGAUAUGCAUUAUUACGUGAAUUAAUUAAACUUUGCACUUUGUUAGGUCAUAGACAAAUGGUGGCUGUGAUAGCAGACUGUGGCAAACAAAAUUCUAUUCAAUUACAUGAACGUCUAGGAUUUAAGCGUGCUGGUUUAUUGUCAUCGGUUGGCUACAAGAAACAACGUUGGAUCAAUACUAUACUCAUGCAAGUCGCCCUUGGAAAUGGUGAUAAAACGUCGCCUAAUUCGUAG
This is a messenger RNA of Didymodactylos carnosus, 603 nucleotides long. The record is from the annotation of a GenBank genome assembly. Lineage: Eukaryota; Metazoa; Rotifera; Eurotatoria; Philodinida; Philodinidae.